This is a messenger RNA of Durio zibethinus, 2903 nucleotides long. NCBI's taxonomy places the organism in Eukaryota, Viridiplantae, Streptophyta, Magnoliopsida, Malvales, Malvaceae. The record is from RefSeq and is a predicted model, not a curated record.
GAGAAAUAAGCCCUUCAACUUUCUUCUCAUUGGCUUCCAUGGAGAAAUUCUUAAUAAUAAUUCUCAUAACCUUCCUGAAAUUUGCCAUUUUUAUUGCAUCUGAGCAGCCUCCAUACGUUCCAACAGAUAAUAUCAUCCUGAAUUGUGGAGCUCCAUCUGACUCAUAUGGUGCUGAUGGCCGGAUUUGGACAGGAGACAAGAGCUCAAAAUCAGAAGCCUAUGAAGCUGAUAGUCAAGGUGGUGGUUCUGUAGAUAGAGUCCCUUAUAUGACCGGCCGGGUUUCUAGUUCAGAAUUCAAGUACACUUUCCCUGUUACUCCCGGUCAGAAAUUCCUUCGGCUCUACUUUUAUUCGGCUUCAUAUAAACAAUUUGACCCUUCCAAGGCCUUUUUCUCUGUCAAAGCAGGUUCUUUCACUUUACUGAAAAAUUUCAGUGCUUUACUUGUUGCUGAUUCAUUGGGGUUUAGAUCAUUUUUUAGAGAAUUCUGCUUGAAUUUAAAAGAGAAUGAGGUUUUGGAUGUCAUUUUCACUCCAUCUCCGAGUGCUUCAAAUGAUACUUACGCUUUCAUCAAUGGAAUUGAGAUCGUGUCAAUGCCUACCAAUCUUUACUACACACCACCAGAAUUAUUAGGGGGUGCCCCUUUCAUAGGCCAAAGUUCUGGGUUCUUUGUUAACAAUUACACCGCACUUGAGAUGGUUUAUAGAUUGAACGUUGGUGGCAAUACUAUCUCACCAAAAUAUGAUACUGGCAUGUUCAGACUCUGGUCUGAUGACUAUGAGUACAUGUCGACUCAAAGCUAUUUUACCGUCAACACCACAGUACCAAUCGACUACACAAUAGUUCCAAGAUACACUGCACCAGAGGAGGUUUAUCGGACAGCUCGAACAAUGGGUCCUAAUCGUACUUACAACGAGAGGCACAACUUAACAUGGAGAUUGCUCGUGGAUUCAGAUUUCAGGUAUAUGGUAAGGCUUCAUUUCUGUGAAAUUCAAGAUGUGAUAGAUUCACCAGGCAAGAGACAGUUUGAGGUCUUUUUAAACAGUCAGACGGCUGAAGCAAUUUUUGACGUAAUUAUGUGGACUGACCAUGCCAAAGUUCCAUAUUAUAAGGAUUAUGUUCUGUUGAUAUUAAAGAAUGGAAAUCAGAAUAAGCAGCACAUCACCAUCGAUCUGCACCCUAGGGUUGCUAUUUAUUAUGAUGUUAUCUUAAAUGGAAUUGAAGUGUUCAAAAUGAACAAUUCUGAUGGCAAUUUGGCCGGACCCAACCCUGAACAUCUGAUAGCUCCACCACCACCACAUAUUGAAUCGUCAAAUUCUGCAGGUGGAAAGUCCAAGAUGAAGCGAAGAGUGCUAUUUGCUGCCAACGGAUGUGCGGUGAGUUUGCUUGCUCUGGUUUCUUUAUUAGCUUGCAUAGUUCUUUGGCGACAUAAAAGGAGGCAGCACUGCGGUUCCUACGCAGGAACGAAUUGGUUUUAUCGAUGGAGAAAUCCUAACGAAGAGAAAUCUACAAAAUCCUCAUUGUUACCGAAAGAACUAUGCCGCCAUUUUUCCCAGGAUGAGAUCAAAGCUGCUACCAACAACUUCGAUGAUGAUUUAGUUAUUGGGAAAGGAGGCUUUGGCAAAGUAUACAAAGGUUUCUUGGAUGAAGGGGAAAAAGUAGUUGCAAUCAAGCGCCUGAAUCCAGAGUCCCGACAAGGUGUUGUAGAGUUCUCGACAGAGAUUGAGAUGCUCUCUCAGCUUCGCCACCUUCAUUUGGUGCCCUUAAUUGGUUAUUGCAAUGAAAAUCGUGAGAUGAUACUCGUGUAUGAUUAUAUGAGCAAUGGGACUCUUUGUGAUCAUCUCUAUACUGCUACUGCCUAUGAUCCUCUGACCUGGAAGCAAAGGCUAGAGAUUUGCAAGGGAGCAGCAAUGGGAUUGAACUACCUUCAUACAGAAGUGAAACAUACUGUUAUUCACCGUGACGUGAAGACAAGUAACAUUCUCCUAGAUGAUAAAUUUACUGCCAAAGUCUCGGAUUUCGGGUUGUCGAAAAUGGACUCAAAAGUUGGCAUGCUUGAGACCGGCGUAAAGGGCACAUGGGGAUACUUGGAUCCAGAGUAUGCCCGGGGUCAUGCACUAAAUGAAAAAUCAGAUGUUUAUUCAUUUGGUGUAGUGUUAUUUGAAGUAUUAUGUGCAAGAAAAGCUUUGGAUAAAAAACUGCCAGAGGGUCAAGUGAACCUGGCUCGUUGGGCUAGGAAAUGUAUUUCGGAUGGGACUCUUUAUCAGGUGAUCGAUCCCCAUCUGAUUGGGAAGAUAGCUUCAGAGUGUUUUAAGGUGUUUGUUGAAAUUGCAGAAAAUUGCAUAGAAGAACUGGGAGUCAAUAGGCCAUCCAUGAAUGAUGUGAUGGAAAAGUUGGGAUUUGCAAUAGACCUCCAAGAGGCUGCUGAUCUUGAGAAAGAGAAGACCAACCCUGGACGUGAACAUAGCUACCCGGAUAUUGUGUUUCCGAUUGCUCGCGACGACGAUCUCGAUUAUGAAUCAGAAGUGGAUCCGAUUAUUAGUGGAAUGAGUAAUCCUAUUAUUGAUUCUAGUACAUCAUCAUAUUUGUUCUCGAGCACCAACAACACAGAAAGCAUAGGAAAUUAGACAAAAGAAUGGAGACUGCAGCCAAAACCCUUAAUCCCUUUCUUUUCUUUUUGAUAAGUAAUGUUGCGGAUGUAAAUUAGGUGUUUUUAAUGACUUUCAUGCUUUGUUUCCUGCUUGAUUGAUUUUGCAAGUCUUGACCAUGUCAGUGUUUGGUUGAUUAGAAUCUAUUUGAUAAGCUUUAGGCUUAUGUAUAAUUAAAAUAAUUGAGAAAAAAAGUUUUAGAUUUGAUUUAGAGUCCCCUCCUUUUGUAUGUAAAAGAUAAUAAUAAAAGAGUUAUUA